Molecule: messenger RNA, 7133 nt
Organism: Triplophysa rosa
Lineage: Eukaryota; Metazoa; Chordata; Actinopteri; Cypriniformes; Nemacheilidae
Gene: ophn1
Product: oligophrenin 1
Exons: 24
Coding region: 430-2832 (800 amino acids)
Biological process (GO): signal transduction
Cellular component (GO): cytoplasm
Molecular function (GO): protein binding; GTPase activator activity
Source: RefSeq, a predicted model, not a curated record
AGACACUCUCGUGCCUCACAAAUGAGCUAGCAACACUUGAACAUUUGCCGCCCAAUAAUGUAGGAGUACUCAAAAUGUGGCCCUGCCCACGUUUGCCAAUCCCUCCGCUUCCACAACAAGGAAAAGUAUAGAAACCUAAAUACUUUUCUCUGUCUUUAUUUGUAGUUUUAAUGCUUUGGUUUGUCACUUCUCGUAUUCUGCUGAAGUCUAGCGCAACACCGCGUGCACACGGAGUCAGUCACCACUGGGGCGUUGGAUUCGUUUCUUGCACAUCGUCCAAUAUGUUAAAAAUGGGGAACUUUAUCGAAACUGAUUAACCGCGAUUAACUUGAUUGUUAUAACAAAGUGAUCAAACGACAGCUCUGCCGCGGUUUGUGUACUUCACUGAUAACAAAAGGCCGGUCGUCUUCAUUGAUCUGUGGGGUCAGAAUGGGGCAUCCUCCGCUGGAGUUCAGCGACUGUUACUCCGAUAGUCCCGAUUUCAGAGAAAGAUUGAAAUGCUACGAAAACGAGCUGGAAAGAACCAGCAAGUUCCUCAAGGAUGUUAUCAAGGACGGCAACAAUGUGAUCAACACCAUUAAAGAAUACUCGCUAGCUGUGCAGAAGUUUUCUCAGACUCUUCAGUCGUUCCAGUUCGAUUUCAUUGGUGACACUCUGACUGAUGACGAGAUGAACAUCGCUGAGUCAUUUCGUGAGUUUGCUGGUUUGCUGCAGGACGUGGAAGAGGGCAGAACGAUGCUGGUUCAGAAUGCCUGUGACUUGCUUAUCAAACCUUUGGAAAAGUUUAGGAAAGAACAGAUCGGAGUCACGAAAGACAGACGAAAGAAGUUUGAGAAGGAGAGCGAGCGGUAUUACUCUCAGCUGGACAAACAUGUGAAUCUGUCCUCCAAGAAAAAAGAGACGCAGCUACAGGAGGCGGAUGAACAGUUGGACAAGGAGCGUCAGGCGUUUUACGAGUCAUCUGUUGAAUAUGUCUACCAGAUCCAACAGGUUCAAGACAGAAAGAAGUUUGACGUUGUGGAGCCUGUAUUAGCGUUUCUGCAGAGCAUCCUCACGCUAAACAACCUGACAGUGGAGAUGACACAUGACUUCCUUCCUUAUAAACAGGAGCUUCAGCUCAGUCUGCAGAAUACCCGUAACAACUUUGAGAGCACCAGAGGGGAGAUGGAAGAGCUUAUGAAGAGGAUGAAACAGUCGUCUCAGAUCUGUAUUAGGCACGGCCAGCAGUCGACUAAGGAAGGAUACCUCUACGUGCAAGAGAAAUGGGCUUUGGGUGUAACCUGGGUGAAGUAUUACUGUAAAUACUUCAAGGACAACAAGACAUUGGUUAUGGUACCGAUGGAGCAAAAAACAGGAACCAAACAGACCACAAGUCAGCUAACACUGAAGUCCUGUGUACGCCGCAAAGCUGAUUCUAUUGAUAAACGCUUCUGUUUUGAAAUUGAGACACACGAAAGGUGCACCCCUGUCCUGCUCCAGGCUAUUUCUGAGGCCAACAGGAAGCAAUGGAUGGAGGCCAUGGAUGGGAAAGAACCAAUUUAUCAUUCUCCGAUUCAAAAGCAGGAAGAGAUGGAGUUGAAUGACCUGGGCUUCAAGUUCGUCAGAAAAUGCAUUAACUUUGUGGAAACAAAAGGGCUGACUCAGGAAGGGGUCUACAGGACUGUGGGCAGCAACACCCAAGUACAGAAACUUCUGAAUGCCUUCUUUGACCCGAAGUGUCCAGGUGAUGUAGAUUUCAAUUCGAAUGACUUGGACAUCAAGACCAUCACCAGUGCCUUGAAGUUCUAUUUGCGGAGUCUCAGUGAACCGCUCAUGACCUACGGUCUGCAUCGGGAACUGAUUUUAGCAGCAAAAUCAGAGAAUCUGGACUAUCGGUUAGGGGCGGUCCACUCUCUUGUUUACAAACUUCCAGAGCGGAACAGAGAUAUGCUGGAACUGCUAAUCAAACACCUGGUCAGCGUAUGCAGCCACAGCGGUGAAAAUCUGAUGACAGCGUCAAACAUGGGCGUAAUAUUUGGCCCCACUCUCAUGAGAGCGGAGGAGGAGACGGUGGCAGCCAUGUUGGAUAUAAAGUUCCAGAAUAUCGUCAUGGAGAUCCUCAUCGAGGACUACAGCAAGAUCUUCAGAGGUCCUCCAGAAGAAACCAUGCCGCCUCCUGUUCCGCCUCCGAGGGUGGCGCCUCGAAGACGGCAGCCAAUCACGAUCUCGAAACGCCCACCUCAUCUUUACCCUGCCCUUCAGCCUCCCAUUUUCGAGAGACGAGAACAAAACAGUGCCGCUCAUAACGGCGGGGAACCCGAUGGAGAUACCAGCCUCACCAACCCAAUUCCUCAUCAGAGAACCAAACUGGUACCUCCUUCCGUCUCUCCUCCAUCAGUCCCACUCUCUCCAACAUCUUGGAAGCCCAAACCUGCUCUACGGCCCUUGGAUUGUGACGUUUCCAAACUAGACGUCAGGAUACAAGAGAGUCCGAGGCAGGACGGUGCGGCGACGACCAACGGGGAAUCGGGCGCGACGGUGAACCGGGCUCAGUCUUUCCAGGGUAGGAGGCCGCAGCUAAAAGUGACAACCGGUAACCAAGUAACAGGAGAGGCUCAGGGGCUAAAGGGAAGAUCUUUCUCAGAGAAGAGUUCCAUCUGCCGGCCACCCACUCGACCGCCAGACCCGCCCAACCGAUUCCCCGUGAAACCUCAGAAUGAAGAGUCAACGGCCUCGUAUGUCGCCUCCAAAACCAAAUUUUUUGAGAACGCUUCCAGGCAGAUGGGAAGCUCCAGUCCAAUUUCUUCUGGUAACUCCUCACCUGCAGCCUCCAGAGACGAGAACACUAAAUAAGAAAUAACUUCCAGUCAAUCGACUUGUGGACCAAUUAGCACACAGCUGCGGUCAAGAGACUCUGUGUGUGCGUGUGUGUGUAGACCCUGGUAUGAGAUAAAUUAUUAAUGUUACUGACAAAGAAUCAAUGUACCGCCCCUCAAGUUUGGUUAUUGUGAAUGAAUUUGAAAGGGUACCAUUUUGUACUCUUCGCCACAUUCCGCCCUCGCUUACUUUGUAAAACCGUCUUUGAUCCUUACCUCGGUUCAGAGAACAAACACAAAGCAUUUUAAACAGUUUGACCUCCCUGCGAACAAUGGCCAUACUUCCUCCCUUUUGCUCUCUUGUUGUUCCUUUCGGUAUCUCAAUUUUUAUGAGUUUACGUUCUCGCUCCUUCACACAUGUAUGUUGGCACUACAGAAUUCACUUUAAGAAAGACUGAAGGUGGAUCCGCCCUGAAUGUAUUAUAUAAUAUUCAGAAUCAACACUAAUCAGUGUUUAAUUACGCAGAAUGUGAACACGGAUCUAUUAAUUAUCUGUUAUUAUCUCAGUAAUUAGUAACUGGAAGGAGAUGAAUGACCCGGGCUCGGAUUCUAAAUGUUUUUGACAAGAAAAGUAGUUACGGUAAUUGCAAAGUGUUUCUCCUUUCAUCUAGUGGUACACGCCUGUGGUGUUCCUCCAGCAAACCAGAGAGAGGAGCUUUCAUUACUCGACUACUUAUUCUUUUCAAUAGGCUUCGCCAUCCCUCACUUUAUUUUUUAAAUUAUCGGUCAACCUUACUGAUAAGAGAACUCGUUCUUUAUUUAGCUGAACUGGACCUUUUAGAACGAAAGGUCCUUUUAUUCCGGAUGUUUACUUUGGUCAAUGUGAAUAUUAAAUGUAUGUGAAGGUGAAAAUGAAAGAAUAUCUAUAUGUUGAUAAAGUUGGAAUUUUAGAAUGGUACGCAGGUUGGCAGGAGCUCAGUUUUACAUUCGAAGCAGAUUGUGGUGCUUUCCUACGUAAUAAUGUUACAGUGUAAUUUCCAUGUUUUACGUUUACUCUGUCGAUGAAUGUAAUUGUACAUAUUUUAUUGUGUGUCUUUAUACCUAACUUUCGUAACAGUCACUAAACCCUGUUUUGUGUUUGAAUAUACUGCUGCAAAAACAUGCAACCUUUAAAAAAACUUGUGUUGUGUUUUCUUGUGACGGUGAGCCGUGACAAUGAAAUAGCCACGAGCUAAUCCUCAAUAAACGAUUGGCAGAAACUUCUGGAAUCCAUUUAAAUUAAAACAGCUGUGCACCACUCCAAACUCAACACUGCACAGAUUCAUUCGCUUUUAAGAAACUACUUGCUCUCCACAGAACCACUUCAAACAUUAAUGUUACCGUCAUAUUGUUUAUGUCGUCGCAGAUCAGGCAUCGCACGAGACAGGCACAAACGCUGCAGGAGAACGGUUUGAUUUUGAAAUGUUUUUAUUUAAUUGAAAGCGGAAAAACACAAACAAGCCCGAUUUACAACAAGCUCUAAACAACGAGAGCCAGAGACACGAAAGCAUCUGAAAAGCGAUUAUCCAUGAGUAGAAAUCAGUUUGCAAACUGCUCAAAAUAAAACGUCAGUUAAUAACUGUCAAUACGACACUACACAGCAGUACUUAAUACUCUGCAAAAAAAGCGUGCAUGCACACACCCACCCACUCACACGUACUGUACACACGACUGCUGUAAAAAAGACUAUAAAGUUACAAAGAUUUAAGUAACAAACAUCGUUUAAGAAGCCAGAAUUUCCUUCUAUAUAUAAAGCCAAACUUGAUCCAGCUCCUCCAUCUCCAUAUGGAAAGACGAACGUAUAAAAGCUGUAAAAAGACAUUCGCUAAUGAUUAAUUAGUAAUUGUUUGUAUCAGCCAGCAAAAAAGUAAAAAAACAAAGCAGUUACAUACAUUGGAGUCGUGUAUGGUUUACAAAGCUAGGAAAUAGCUCCAGCUUUCAUGUUUACAUGAAACAGGGUGCUCGUUAGCACGAUUAGCGUCCGACUGUAAACCAGUGUGGUGCUCUCGUUUCAGUACGUCGAUUUAAUGCAACUCGUUGAACUUGUGUCAAAAAUAUCUCAGUAGAUACACCUUGCAAAAAGUUCAGCAUAAAAGCCAAAUUACUCUCCUCAUUGCCAGGAAAAAAUAUAUAUGAGGGAGAAAUCAUUUGGUAAAAUAUUUCCCUAGUGCACUACCACAAGGCCCAUUUAUAACUGCAGGAAACAUCGUGGUGACAUGCAGACUGUUAUUAAGGCUCUUCUGUUUUAUAUGAGAGCAAACCUUUGUGAUUAACAUCCAACACAGGCCAAAUUCGAUAGAAAACAUUUUGUCAAACGACAGUGUAAUUAUUGCUUUCUUUUGUCCCAUUCCAUUAGAACUCUGGGAAGUCGUGAGUUUAUUUAGGAUGGCGAUGCAGAGAUGAUUUACAAGAAAGGAAAGCGUAUAAACACACACACACACACACACACACACACACACACACACACACACACACAAAGGCUUUUGUAAUUGGCGACCACAUUGCACACAGUAACAGUAACUCUUAAAGCGGAGAUCUGAAACCAUUUAAGACUUUAAUUGAAAACCAACACACACAAAAGUUCUACAUCAUAGCUCAUAAGAGAUGUGUUAAGAAAGUCACAAUGUAAAUCAGCUUACGGACCAUCCAAGCACAAGUCAGUUCAUGAGCGCGACGUGAGCCAAAUGAGGUGUUACAUCUGAGUAACUUUCCACUGUAAACAGACGAGUGUAAGACAGAGAGAGCACAUAUCGCUCUGAAAGCCGAAUAUAACGUUAGCGGGACGGCAGCGUUCGCAUGCAUGUAUUCUCCUGCACGUCGUCGUCGUCGUCGCUGUUAAUUAAAAUCCAAACCCGUCUAAUGAAUGUCUGGAUGAUCAAACGCGUUUGGCUGUAUCCUAAAGUGCUACAUAUUUGCGGUGGAAGUCAUGAGCUCUUUUUUGGCAGGGUAAAAGUGCAGUUUGGAGUUCUGCAAAUUCUAAUGAGUGCUUUCGGGCCGUCUAAAUGGGUAAACACCUGCGUGUAAUUGCGCGGUGCUUGGUGCUGUCAGAGCAGAGGAGCCGUUUCUGACAGCCUAUUCUCUGCCUGGCACAUUUAAACCGUCAACGCGCUCCGAGAGCUAGCGGCAGCUCAACCCCAUCUCGUCGUUUUAAGUCGGCGGAAAACUCCCUGCUCUGUCGAAAGUACACCCCAGGUCACGCCGGGCCUGACAAAGACAACGCGUCGCCGAGACUUCCGGGCUCUUUAAAGAGUAAUCUACAUACAUAACGCUGCAUGCGUUAUUCAAUCAUUUAGAAACCGAGCGCGCGCUUGGACAAAGAAGGUGACACGGCGUCUAGAAAAAUAUGCGCGGUUAGCCGAGUAUGAGGAAAGCGAGUAAAUAUGUUCCGUUCUGACACAUAAAAAGAGAGAAUGCUUUAAUUGAAGCAAAAGCGCGUAGCUACACAGUAAAAACACACACGUCUCGUUUGUUUUUUUGACGUUUGUCUCAUUCAACGCCCGAGUUAGCACCACGCGCCGCGCCGUCUCGCGACAGUUGAUGGUGAUUACGUUUGGUAAAAGCGAUUAUUUAUCGGUUAAAAUAACAGUACUAUCCUGUGUUAGCACAAACGUCUUUUUUUUCAGAUUUUUUAAUAUAUCGGUUUAAGGUUGUGCGCCAUUUUAAGCGUGUUUUGGUAUCACAAAACAGCUUGUAAAAGAGUGUGUUAAGCAUGGGAUUACUUAUUGCUAGCGCAGAGAAAUACAAAUCCCUCAGUGGCACUUACUAGAGAGGAAAGAGAGGAAACUGUACUGUAAAACUAUUGACUACAUUAGCACAUAGAAAGGUUGAUAAGAACCACGCUUAACUUUUACAUGUAUAUACAAGAACAUUACCUUGCCAAAUCUUCCAUUAAGGAAAGAGAGAGAGAGUAACUUCAUAAGAGCCUUAUGGGAAACAGCCCCGUUUCCUAACAAUAUCCAUUACUGGAAAUGCAGUUUGGUUUGUUAUAAUAUCUAGGGCUUUAGCAUGCAAUUAUUUGUUUGUUGUUUUGAUGUAAUGGAUAUGAAGACCGCAUGCAUAUACGUAGCCUAUAUACAUAUAUAUAUAUAUAUAUAUAGUUGAACAUAUUCUAUGCUGACCCAAGCUUUGCUGUAUUUCUGUUGUAUAUACACAGAUCUUUAAACUGGCAAUAUUAUACCCAAAAACUUGCAGUUAAAUAUUCAGGUUUUUAAAAAAGGGCAUUAAAAAAGACCAGGCCCUGGCUUAACAAAAGUCUAAAGAAGGCAAAUUCUUGUGUUACAACUGAUUUGACACAUUUAA